GAUUGUCCGAUCACAGCUCUUAAAAGACUCCGAAGACCCAAGGCGCAGAAGAAUUCCUUCCACAUCUGAGGAAUGGCCAGAAGUCUUGGAGGAUUUCUGGUUCUGAUACUUUUGGUAUCGAUCUGCGAUGCUGCUUCCGUCUUUCAACCGAUCUCUGAUUCUCAUCGAUCUGCAGCUUCAGAGCUCUUUUCUCCUGUAGAUGGAUCUUUUGGAAGUUUAGAAGAGACAUAUGAGGCACUAAGAACGUUUGAGGUUCUUGGAGUUGAAAAGAAGCCUGAUGUAAGCACGGCUAGUUGUGCAUUGGUAUCUAAGACACUUGAGUCAUCAUCUUCAACUCUCAAGGAUUUAUUAUUCACAUUAAAAGUUAAUGGCAUCUUGAAAUGCAAGAUAAACGAGAAAGCUUUUGAGGACAUAAUUUCAAGACUUAAAGCUGCUGUCAAUGAUGCAAAUUCAUUGCUUGACUUCUACUAUUCAAUAAGAAGUUUGGUUCUUAUCAAGGAGCAGACAUUGAAAGCUGAUCUACAUCUUGCUGAUGCUGAGGGAGUUUUUCGUUCCAUCAAGGCUCUCAGCCAGAGUGAUGGCAGGUGGCGAUAUAGUUCUAGUAAUCCUGAUUCUAGUGCCUUUGCUGCUGGAAUAGCACUUCAAACGCUUGCUGGUGUUAUCUCGUUAGCAUCUUCUGAAAUUGACCAAUCAAUGAUUGGGACACUAAAGAAUGAUGUUCUUAAGCUUUUUGACGGCAUUGAGAAAUAUGAUAAUGGAGCCUUUUACUUUGAUGAGAAACUUAUUGAUGCACGUGAGAAUCAAGGUCCUCUUUCAACUACCUCAUCAGUUGUUAGAGGGGUAACAGCAUUUGCAGCAGUCAUAGAUGGAAGUUUGAAUCUUCCUGGAGACAAAAUACUGGGUUUGGCAAAAUUCUUCCUUGGAAUUGGAAUUCCUGGUGAUGCCAAGGACUUCUUUAACCAAGCAGACUCCUUAGGUUGCUUGGAAGACAACAGGGUUGCCAUCCCAUUGAUUUUAUCACUUCCAUCUACAGUGCUUUCAUUGACUAAGAAAGACUCACUUAAGGUUCGGGUUAACACAGUCCUUGGUUCUGGUGCACCUGCUCUGGUUGUCAAACUUGUGGAAGCUUUCAGUUCUAAUUCAAAGGAUGAAUCCCUAAUUGAUAGCCAGGAACUUAAGUUCAACCCUGAAACUGGAGUAUAUAUCUUGAAUGAUCUGCCAAAGAGCAUUGAUGUUGGAAGAUACAUGUUUGCCUUUGAGAUUGUGCUUCAUGAAUCUGGCCCUGAAAAGGUUUAUGCUACUGGAAGCCAAACAAAAAUACCAAUUUUUGUCACAGGAUUUAUCAAAAUUGAAAAUGCAGAAAUUGCAGUACUUGAUAGCGAUCUUGGGAGCAUAGAAACCCAGAAAAAGCUAGACUUAGCUGGUAAUGGUAUUGUAUCAUUAUCAGCAAAUCAUCUCCAGAAGCUGCGCCUAUCCUUUCAGUUGACGACUCCUAGGGGACGUGCUUUUAAGCCACACCAGGUAUUACUCAAAUUAAGGCAUGAGUCCAAGGUUGAACACAUCUUUGUGGUGGCAAGCUCUGGAAAGCAGCUUGAGUUAGUUCUAGAUUUUCUAGGGUUGGUUGAGAAAUUCUUCUAUCUCUCGGGUAGAUAUGACAUUGAGCUCAGUGUGGGUGAUGCUGUCAUGGAGAACUCUUUAUUGCGUGCUCUUGGUCACAUUGAAUUAGAUCUACCAGAACCACCUGAGAAGGCACCCCGUCCUCCUCCACAGCCUGUUGAUCCUUACUCAAGAUAUGGGCCCAAAGCAGAAAUAACACACAUCUUCAGGGCUCCCGAAAAACGUCCACCUAAGGAGCUCUCUCUUACCUUCUUGGGUCUUACCAUUGUGCCUUUACUUGGAUUCUUGAUUGGGCUCUUACGUCUAGGGGUGAACCUAAAGAACUUUCCCACUAAAGCUGUACCUGCUGUGUUUGCCAUUCUCUUCCAUGUUGGCAUUGGAGCAGUUCUAUUGCUCUACGUCCUUUUCUGGUUGAAGCUGGAUCUAUUCACAACAUUGAAAGGACUAGGUCUCUUAGGAGCUUUCCUAGUGUUCGUUGGACAUAGAAUCCUUUCACAUUUGGCUGCAGCAUCAUCCAAGUUGAAAUCUGCUUGAGAAGAACGAGGAAGUUUCAGUUGCAGGCAUGACAUGGAUUGGACACCGAUGAAUUUUCAUUAUUGAACAAUUUAACUCAAUUUUGUAGGACUCAUCUCUAGACAAAUCAAGUUAAUAGUUGUUAAGAAUCCUAGUUAAACUUAUCACUUGAAAGAAGUAUACAUUUCAUCCUAGAUACGUCAACACUAGAUUAUGGAAAAUGGAUUUGAAUCAAAUCUUUGUGGUGCAAAAUGUUAAGAGUCGAAUUCCAGAUUUG
This is a messenger RNA of Rubroshorea leprosula, 2407 nucleotides long. Lineage: Eukaryota; Viridiplantae; Streptophyta; Magnoliopsida; Malvales; Dipterocarpaceae. The record is from the annotation of a GenBank genome assembly.